AUGGCGAAGUUGCUCUGCCCCCAAUGCGGAAAGGAGUAUGCUAAUAGUGACUCUUUGAGAGUGCACCGACGCCUCCACAGUGCCAACCCGAAGCCAUGCAAAUGUUACGAAUGCGGCAAAGCUUUUAGUACAAAAUCAAUUCUGCGCACCCACAUAGAGGUGAUUCACCUGAUGAUCAAGAAGGUCAAGAACAUCCCCUGCCCUCAGUGUCGUAAGAUGUUUUGCAGAAAAUCUGGCAUGUUGGAGCACCUGAACAACGUUCAUCGCAAAAGCUUGCAUCCCUGCUCCCAUUGCGAUAAGUCGUUCUGGAACGAAUCAAGUCUCCGGAAACAUUGGAAGCAAAUUUAUUCAGAUGUCGGAGGUGAAAUGGGGUUAGAGGGAGCUGCAAUCAAAAUUCCUAAAGCUGGUGACGAUGAUGUCAACGUAGUGAUGGACGUGGAGGAAGGUGAAUUCAAAAUUGAAAUCAAUCCGUACGACGUUUUACCUCCUAUCGACGAAGAGACGGGCGAUGAUCUGUUGCUUCAAAGUGAUAACGAAGGCGAUCCUGUCACUGAGGAAGCACCAUCAUCAACACCCUCGCCGCCCCAAAGAUCGGGACUAAUUUCACUGAAAAAUCAGACAGCAGGAAUACAACGAAGGGUAAAUAAGUUAAUUAAAACUGCUAAAUAA
This is a messenger RNA of Folsomia candida, 669 nucleotides long. RefSeq names its product zinc finger protein 358-like. Lineage: Eukaryota; Metazoa; Arthropoda; Collembola; Entomobryomorpha; Isotomidae. Gene Ontology annotation, cellular component: nucleus. The record is from RefSeq and is a predicted model, not a curated record. The coding region runs from base 1 to 669 and encodes 222 amino acids. The transcript has a single exon.